Messenger RNA from Capsella rubella, 2195 nucleotides. RefSeq lists its product as uncharacterized. The record is from RefSeq and is a predicted model, not a curated record. Bases 208 to 1959 code for a protein of 583 amino acids. The transcript has 11 exons. Lineage: Eukaryota; Viridiplantae; Streptophyta; Magnoliopsida; Brassicales; Brassicaceae.
UUCUUUGACCAGAAGAAAAAAAAAACAAACAAACUUUGUUUUAGCUUUUUCUUCUUCUUCCUUCCUUCCUUCCUUUAUUCAAUGUCGUUGAACACAUCUCUCGAUACUUGACAACAUCUCUCACUCCUUCGUCUCUCUCUGUGUUUAGACUCACAAAUUUUGCGGUAGCUUCGUGAUUAGGGUUUUUGUUUUGUUCUCUCGGGAGAUAUGAUGAAAGCUUCGUUUGGAAGGUUAAGGAGAUUCGCAUUGCCUAAGGCUGAUGCGAUUGAUAUUGGAGAGCUUUUUCCCUCUGCUCAGGUUGAAGCUCUUUCUCGUGCCGCUAAGGAUAUGCAAGACAUGAGAGAAGGUUAUGAUAGAUUACUUGAGGUAGCUGCUGCAAUGGCUAAUAGCGCAUAUGAGUUCUCUGAAUCAUUGGGGGAAAUGGGUUCAUGCUUGGCGCAAAUCGCCCCUCAUAAUGAUCAAGAAACUGGUGGAGUUCUGCUAAUGUUAGGUAAAGUUCAGUUUGAGCUUCAGAAACACGUCGACACUUAUCGUUCUCAAAUAUUCAAGACCAUUACACGACCAUCAGAGUCACUUCUCAGUGAACUUAGAACCGUCGAGGAUAUGAAGCAACAAUGUGAAGAAAAGAGAGACGUCGUUAAGCACAUGAUUAUGGAGCAUGUGAAAGACAAGGUACAAAUUAAAGGCAGUAAAGGGGAAAGACUUAUUCGUCGCCAAUUAGAGACUGCCCGCGAUGAGCUACAAGAUGAGGCAACUUUGUGCAUUUUCCGAUUGAAAUCUCUUAAGGAAGGACAAGCUCGAAGUCUCCUCACACAAGCUGCCCGCCAUCACACUGCGCAGAUGCAUAUGUUCUUUUCUGGUCUAAAAUCGCUGGAGGCAGUAGAGCAACAAGUCAGAAUUGCUGCAGAGAGACAACACAUCGACUAUGAGCUAUCUGAUCAUGGGAACGAAAUGGAAUGUAGUGAGGAUAGUGAUGAUGACGAUGACCGACUUGUUAACAGAGAUGGAGAACUAAGUUUUGACUACAUAACAAGUGAGCAGAGAGUAGAAGUUAUAUCUACACCACAUGGAGUAAAUAAGAUGGAUGACACAGAUCUCUCGUUUCAACGUCCUUCACCUACAGGAUCAGCAGCAGUAAAUGCACAUCAUAGAGAAGAGCACCCAAUUUCAUACCGAGAUCGCAGAACAAGCAGCCAUUCAGCACCAUUGUUUCCGGAAAAGAAAUCUGAUUUAGCAGAUAGAUUGAAUAGACAUAUUACUCCAUCUGCAAAUGCUUACAUAUUACCAACUCCGGUAGAUUCAAAGUCCUCAUCAAUCUUCACGAAACCAGUCGCCCAAACAAGCCACAGUGCAAACUUAUGGCAUUCAUCACCGCUAGAACCGAUAAAGACCGCUCACAAAGAUUUGGAAAAUAACCUCUAUUCCCGUCUUCCUCGUCCUUCAGAACACGCAUUUUCUGGACCGCUUAAACCAUCCUCGACCCGUCUUCCAGUUCCAGUUCCGGCUCAGGCUCAUUCAUCUUCUCCAAGGAUGUCUCCUACCGCUUCACCUCCGCUUGCUUCUUCUCCACGGAUCAACGAACUCCAUGAGCUUCCAAGACCACCAGGUCAAUUUGCACCACCACGACGCUCGAAAUCUCCUGUUCUGGUUGGUCAUUCGGCGCCAUUAACAGCCUGGAACCAAGAAAGAAGCAAUGUAGCUGUGUCAACCAACAUUGUAGCAUCACCACUUCCGGUUCCACCACUUGUGGUACCGAGAAGCUUCUCUAUACCUUCUAGAAACGAGAGAGCCAUGGGUCAGCAGCCCUUGCCCGAGAGGAACCAACACAGAGUAGCCUCCCCACCGCCUCUGCCGCUAACUCCAGCGUCUCUGAUGAAUCUCAGAUCUCUGUCUCGGUCUAGAGUCGGGGAAGUUGCUCAUAGCGGACUAAUUAGAGGAGUAAAACUGACAGAACACUGACGCUGUAACGUCGCGUUUGAUCAAAACGUUAGUUGUAGAAAGAGACAGACCUACGAAGUAAAUAUAGAAGUCGAUAUUUUGUAAUUCUUUAGUUGUUGAAUGUCCUAAUUUAUUCUUAGGCUUCAGAUUUCUUUUUUUUUUUUUCCUUUUUAUUUCACUAUGAUACCAUUGUCAACGUAAAAAUUAGUUUUCACUUGAUUCUGGAGAAUAUGAUAAAAUAGAGUUUUUAGGUGAAA